AUGACUUUGUCUCAAGCCCCGCCAUCCAAAUGCAUCCUCAGUAAAAACACUGCUGCUCCCGAUGGCAUGCCCUUGUCCUCAAUUAAGAGCGAGCCAGCUGGUACAUUCAACGCAGACAUACUCUCAGAGUUAGAGAAGUCUCUCUCCCGCGCUCCUCUCAAUAUUGCCGCCUGGGACGCAAGGUCGGAUCAGGCUUGGACCUUCGCCGACUUGGCCCAGCAAAGCGUUGCUGUCGCGAACCGAAUAUGUUCCUCCUCAGGAGUUAUUGCGCUAUACUUUGAGCCGUCGCCAUCUUACAUAGUAGCGAUUCUCAGUGCCAUUCAACUCGGCAGACCGUAUCUUGCCAUCGACCCCCGGAUUCCUCGGCAACAACAGGAACUGAUGCUUUCAGAAACCGAGGCUUCAGUGCUUCUACAUUCGACUUCAUAUUGGCCAGAACAGAAGGCUUUCAACGUCGAAACCUUGGCCAUUGAAGAUAUUGCUAGUACUGCUUCCCAAGAGCCACAUUUUCGACCGUUUAAUCAACCGAUCAUGUGUAUAUUGUACACAUCUGGCUCAACCAGCCGUCCGAAAGGAGUUAAAAUCCCUUAUUCGGCUGUCUUCAAUCGCCUCUCUUGGCAAUGGAGGACGCAACCGUUCGCCGCAGACGACAUCGUGGCUUUGAAGACUGGCAUUGGAUUCGUAGACUCCAUAGCCGAACUUCUGGCCCCACUAUUGCGAGGGAUUCCUAUGGUUACUAUUCCAGGCUCGUUCUUAUACGACAGCACAGCUAUGCUUCAAACUCUGGAAUCAUUCCGCGUCACUAGGAUUUCUGUUGUCCCCUCAUUUCUGAGGACGAUAUUGGCCCCAUUGAAGGAACGACCAGCCUUGUAUAACCUCUCUUUGAAAGUCGUGGUUUCUUCGGGGGAGGAGCUACUUUUGGAUAUCUGCGAGGAGUUCUUCUCGUGUCUGUCGCACUGCCAGCUUCAUAAUUAUUAUGGUUCAACUGAGGUUAUGGGUGACGUGACAGCACUUCGAUUACAUACCGUUGAGGAUGCCCGGGCAGCUAGCCUUGAAGGCCGCAUUUCCAUCGGUAACGCAAUUGAUAAUAUGGAGUUAUCACUCCACCACUGUGAUGAAGAAGGAGUUGGCGAGCUGUUCUGUGCUGGUGCGGGUCUCUCGGUAGGUUACCUGAGGAGCUCAGGCGAACAAUCGACCGCUAUUGGCCCAUUCGCAACGACCAAAGAAUUCAACUUGCAACAUGUACAAUCCCACGAGGACCAAAUGUGGUUUCGUACAGGAGACCUGGUCAAAAUGCAAAAUGGCCAAGUCUUCUUUUGUGGACGACGUGAUGACAUGGUCAAAAUUGCUGGCAAUAAAGUUGACGUCGGACAUGUGGGGAGAGUUGUUCGUGAAGUUGGCGUUUUCACACUCCCUCCGGUAAUCAUUCACUCCAGUGCUCUGUCGAAACUUAUAUUGUUCUAUCGCCCGGAGAGGAAUAUCAACGUGGAGGAUCUAUCCGCGGCUUUGAGGGAGAGGCUGCCUAAUCCCGCAAUACCGAUCUUCGCGCCCGUGAAGGAAUUCACAUUCCUUCCAACCUCUGGAAAAAUUGAUAAGAAAGCCAUGCUUGCUCGAUUCGAAGAGGAAAUAUGCAGGGACAAGGAGCCUGUAUAUGAUUGGGCUGAUAUGAAUCACUUGGAUUCUUCGAUUUUACGACAACUGCAAGAUUUUGUGGCCAUUCUUGGGCGUGAGGGAAUCAGAUCAGAGUCGCUUCAGACUCUGCUAGCGGCGAAUUUCUUUACCGUCGGGGGUACAUCUCUGAAUCUGAUGUCCUGUGUUGUGCAACUUCGGAGAAGUGGUAUGGAUAUCAGUACCGCUGACCUUUUUGCUGCCAAAUCGCUUUGGCAGGUGUUUGACUCGGUUGUUGGGCAUCAAACCAGUCUUCCACCAUCCUAUCCGGCCCCCGAUUGGACGGUCAAGCCUCUAGACCAAAGCAUUAUAAGUGACGCAUGGGAGGUGGUGGCAUCGAACAUGGUUAACACUCCGCCGGUAUGUUUCAUGUGGGAUGAUGCCAAGGGAAGGAAAGACUGUCACGAUGAAAUGAUACAGAUCACAAAAGCCUUGGAACCUUUUACGCUGCGCACGCCGUUUAUCACAUUCGGGGUGUUUGACUCCGAAAAUUUGCUCAUAGGUGUCUGCAUCAACAUUUUGUCUGAUAGUGGUCCGGAAGGUCUCCUCGGUGACGGCAUUGUAAACAAGUUUCUGCAGUUCCUGGGGGAAGUUGAAGAACCCGUGAUAAACCACCUUCAACAAAAAGGUUACACGGGUCUGUUUCUGGAAAAUGUUAUAACGGCCAUUGACAGGAAACACCUACCUGAACCUGCUGAGCGAGUCAAGUGUAUGUAUUUUAUUGAGGAUGAAGUGCUGAAGGUCGCGCGAGAGAGGGGUGCAGGCUUUGUUCUCACGACCAACACAAGCCCGGUGACACAGGACAUUUCUCGUUUUCUCGGGUAUAAAGAAGAAAGCUUGAUAAAUGCUUGCAUCGAAUGGACAGACGAGAAGGGGGAGCCCUAUGUACCGUCCGUGGACGGUGAUUUCAACGUACAAGUCACAUACAAGCUCUUGGAAGAGUGA
Molecule: messenger RNA, 2613 nt
Organism: Penicillium manginii
Lineage: Eukaryota; Fungi; Ascomycota; Eurotiomycetes; Eurotiales; Aspergillaceae
Exons: 1
Coding region: 1-2613 (870 amino acids)
Source: RefSeq, a predicted model, not a curated record